CUCCAAUCACAUUAUUAUUGAGUAUUCGACGAGGAUGGUGAUAUAGGCUGGAUGUGUUAUUCCAUUGAUGUCGUAUGAAGCUAUGAACAUCGACGAUGAGAUGAUUUGAACGAUUAUUUGACGAAGAUCGAGGAUCUAAUAAACAUCUGAUGAGGAGGAGCAGCAGAGGUAUUUGAACGGCAGUGCUACCGAGCCACGCAGCCUUCUGCUUGGGCCACUGAGGACCUACCUAGGUGAAGACUCCCAGAGGGCCAGAGACAUGGGGAAACGGGGAUGGCGAGUGGACGCCUCCCGUUGGUCCCUUCAACUGCUGCUGCUCCUGGCCUCGUCACUGUCUCUGGCCACCCACCUUCCCGGUCUCAAAUGUCUGUGUGACUUCGACACCACCAUCUCCUGUGAUUGGAACAGCUCUUCAUGGCCCCAGUUUCCUCCCAUCACGGCUGCCACCUCAUGCAAGCUCAAAACCGAAAAGAUACGCCACGGUGGUAGGCCAACUCGCUAUAAAUCAGAAUGUGAUAUGAGGCCCCGGGACCCUGCUCACCCAGCCUUACGAGCAUGCAGCCUGGUCUUACCACCACCUCUGAGCCAGGGGUUUAGACACAGUGAUGAGUGGAAAAUGUUUCUGGACUGUGAGUCUGUGAACACCACCAUCAUCUACAGGCCAGCAGACUACAUAAAGCUGAAGACACCCAGCAUGCCUGAGGACAACCUGACCGCCGUCUCCUUAUUCUCUGAGGUCCCUAGAUUAGAUUUCAUUGACUUGCGUGACAUCCAACUGCAGUGGAUAAAAGUGGGUCAACCAUGGGGGGCUCAGAACAUUACGAUGGAAACCAAGUGCAAACCCCUGUGCCAGAUGGAGUUAACCGGGCUGGAGAAGGGAGGGCAUUACCAGGCGCGCAGCCGAGUCCGUCCUAGCGAGGCCGUGUACAAAUCAGAGUGGAGCGACUGGAGCCCUGUGUUGCACUGGGUCUCUGCCGUCGGGACGGAAGUAUCAUCGACGACAGAAAGAGAGUUUGUUAUGCAGUGGGAAGCUCUGGUGACAGCAGUUGUAGGUGCAGUGGUGUUUCUGUCCCUAACCAUCAUCGUCUGCAAGAUAGACAGAGAGACCUGGGUGUUCAUGGUGAAGAAGAUCAGUGGUCCUCCUCUGCCAAACCUGGAUCACUUACUCGGUCCUGAAGGCAAAUCUCUGGUUUGGCUGAAGCCUGGCUUCCCCAGCGAGGCCCAUCACACCCUGACUGGGCUAGAUUUGAUCUCCUCAGUGGAGGUCACCAGCCGCCAGUCUGUAACACUGAACCUCAAGGCCUCCCCCAAACACAGCCGGUCUGCACCACUUGCGCAGAAGCUCAAGGCCGCCUCCAGGUACUCCAACCCCAGCUAUCCCCACCUGCUCCUCCACGUCGAGGCCCACCCUAACCUGAAGCCCUGCAGCGCCGACUCCCCUUAUGGACCCAUGGGCGGGGGAGCCGUGGGUGAGGCGGCAACGGGAGGAACGGAGGAGUAUCAGGGGGAGGGCGGAGAAGGAAGGGCUCCAUCUGACCUGAAUCUACUCAACAUGAUCCCCGGCGCUCCUAUCGGCACUACCGGGUCCAUGAAGUUCUGCAAGAGAUACGAAGAGGUGGGAGAGGGAGGAGGCAGCACGGCUGAGGGUGGGUCUCAAGGUUCAGAGAGUCAAGAAGAGGAAGGAGAAGAAUCGCCGAUUGAAAAGUUGCUGAGUCAAGGAUUCGUCCGGGGAGAUAUCAUAGGUCAGGGAUCACUGGAGGUUUGUUUGGACUAUGAAAAGGUCGGGUCACUGGACGUUUGUUUGGAUCAUGAAAAGGUCAGUUCACUGGAGGUUUGUUUGGACUAUGAAAAGGUCGGGUCACCAGAGGUUUGUUUGGACUAUGAAAAGGUCAAGUUGCUUGAAGGUAGAGCCAUGAGCCCUGACUCAGGUGUAGGCAGUGGGGGUGAGGAGCAAGUCAGUGUGGAGAGCCUGGAGGGUGUGGAUUUCUCUCUUGGCACCAAAACAUUUACAUUUCCUCUGCUUCCGGGCACAGAACUACGACUCACUGGUUCACUCAUCGAGAGUUCCCCGUUUUUCCCAGGGCAUGGACCGAGUUCAUCCUUGUCAUUUAGUUCGGAAGAUGGCGUUUCCAUGACGAGUACAACCACAUUGCUACCCUCUAGUGGCGGAUAUAUGCCAGUGUAAACACAACUGAAAACUGAAAAUACCUAUCAUCAUAUUAUCUAUGCAAUGUCAAUAUUCUUCAAGUUAUUAUUUUUUGGGGGAUAUUUUUGCAUUAAAAACUGAUUAUUAAUUAUU
This is a messenger RNA of Gadus macrocephalus (Pacific cod), 2299 nucleotides long. RefSeq lists its product as uncharacterized. Gene Ontology annotation, molecular function: cytokine receptor activity. The record is from RefSeq and is a predicted model, not a curated record. Gene Ontology annotation, biological process: cytokine-mediated signaling pathway; immunoglobulin mediated immune response. Bases 260 to 2185 code for a protein of 641 amino acids. Gene Ontology annotation, cellular component: external side of plasma membrane. The transcript is spliced from 10 exons. Lineage: Eukaryota; Metazoa; Chordata; Actinopteri; Gadiformes; Gadidae.